Molecule: messenger RNA, 954 nt
Organism: Acanthosepion pharaonis
Lineage: Eukaryota; Metazoa; Mollusca; Cephalopoda; Sepiida; Sepiidae
Source: the annotation of a GenBank genome assembly
AUGGCUUUUGUAUGUCGUAAAUGGAAAUCUGUCCUUGAGAGGACCGGAUCUCUUUGGAGAGUAGUUCAUGUCAAUCCAAAAAGAUUGAGUUACUGGCAUUUCAGUCUACUUUGUUCAAUAUUUCGCCUGUACGGACACCACAUUCAGAAACUCAUCUGGAGAGAACAGUCUCCCGUCUAUGAAAGUGUUUUCUCCUUGAUUUCGCGUCUGAGAAACCUUCGUUAUCUUCGGUUGCCAAUUCUAUGGACAUUAUCUGUCGUAGAAAGCCUUGCACCUCUAAGCGAUUUAGAACGUAUCCAAAUAAAUGGAGGUUUUUCAUUGACAGACAAAGACUUUCAAAGAAUUGCCAGGAAUUUCCCACGUUUAAAAGAAAUUUCACUGAAUGCUUGCUGGCAACUAACCACUCAUGGAGUUCUCCAGCUGCUUGAAAAGCUCCCGUAUCUUCAGUCGGUGAAAUUUAAAAUAAAUUCUGGUCUUCUUCUCAACGACAUCCGAAGUGAGUAUGCCAUGAGUGAAGGCUUAAACAUCAUCCAAGCAGUAGCCGAGUCAAGGUUUGCUGAGCUAGUUACGGUUCUGUGCAUUCAUUACGUUCCUAUAGAGAUGGAUGAACUGUGGGACCUCGUCAAAAAGUUCUCUCGGUUAAAGAAACUCUGUAUAAGCAAUUGUGAGAAUCUCCAUGGAAUAAGACUUGUGAGUUGCUCACUGCAAAAACUUUACCUAUAUAAUUUAUGGAAUGUUGUGUUUAUUAGUGUUGAAAGUAGCACUUUACGGCUCGUUGAAGUUGACCACGGCCUUGAAUCUAUCGAGCAUAUAGAAUUUUUCACGCCAAAACUAAAGCGAGUUGCGAUCAAUGGUAGCGAUGCUGUUCGAACACUUAACAUUCGCAAUCUCAGUUACUGGAAGAUUGCGAAAAGGCACUUAAAACUUUUCUUUCCAAGCAAAGAAUUGUACUAA